AUGCCUGUUCAGUGGAAGGAAGUACUAGAACUGGCCGCUCCAGACCUGGACCCUGUAGACCUGGCCCCUCCAGACCUGGACCCUGUAGACCUGGCCCCUCUAGACCUGGACCCUGUAAACCUGGCCCCUCCAGACCUGGACCCUGUAGACCUGGCCCCUCCAGACCUGGACCCUGUAGACCUGGCCCCUCUAGACCUGGACCCUGUAGACUUGGCCCCUCCAGACCUGGACCCUGUAGACCUGGCCCCUCUAGACCUGGACCCUCCUGUCCUGGCCCCUCUAGACCUGGACCCUGUAGACCUGGCCCCUCCAGACCUGGACCCUGUAGACCUGGCCCCUCCAGACCUGGACCCUGUAGACCUGGCCCCUCUAGACCUGGACCCUGUAGACUUGGCCCCUCCAGACCUGGACCCUGUAGACCUGGCCCCUCUAGACCUGGACCCUCCUGUCCUGGCCCCUCUAGACCUGGACCCUGUAGACCUGGCCCCUCUAGACCUGGACCCUGUAGACCUGGCCCCUCUAGACCUAGACCCUGUAGACCUGGCCCCUCUAGACCUGGACCCUGUAGACCUGGCCCCUCUAGACCUGGACCCUCCUGUCCUGGCCCCUCUAGACCUGGACCCUGUAGACCUGGCCCCUCUAGACCUGGACCCUGUAGACCUGGCCCCUCUAGACCUCGACCCUGUAGACCUGGCCCCUCUAGACCUGGACCCUGUAGACCUGGCCCCUCUAGACCUGGACCCUGUAGACCUGGCCCCUCUAGACCUAGACCCUGUAGACCUGGCCCCUCUAGACCUGGACCCUGUAGACCUGGCCCCUCUAGACCUGGACCCUCCUGUCCUGGCCCCUCUAGACCUGGACCCUGUAGACCUGGCCCCUCUAGACCUGGACCCUGUAGACCUGGCCCCUCUAGACCUAGACCCUGUAGACCUGGCCCCUCUAGACCUGGACCCUGUAGACCUGGCCCCUCUAGACCUGGACCCUGUAGACCUAGCCCCUCUAGACCUGGACCCUGUAGACCUGGCCCCUCUAGACCUGGACCCUCCUGUCCUGGCCCCUCUAGACCUUGUCCCGCUAGACCCGGCCAUCCUGUUCCAAUGA
Esox lucius (northern pike) is the source of this 1101-nucleotide messenger RNA. Its product is annotated as resuscitation-promoting factor RpfA-like. Lineage: Eukaryota; Metazoa; Chordata; Actinopteri; Esociformes; Esocidae. The transcript has a single exon. The coding region runs from base 1 to 1101 and encodes 366 amino acids. The record is from RefSeq and is a predicted model, not a curated record.